Messenger RNA from Cutaneotrichosporon cavernicola, 240 nucleotides. RefSeq lists its product as uncharacterized. The record is from RefSeq and is a predicted model, not a curated record. Bases 1 to 240 code for a protein of 79 amino acids. The transcript has a single exon. Lineage: Eukaryota; Fungi; Basidiomycota; Tremellomycetes; Trichosporonales; Trichosporonaceae.
AUGGCCUCGUCUUCGAACGCGCUGAUGCAGUACCCUCCCGCGAUCCAGUACCCUCCCGCGAUCCACGGGCAGAAUAACAUCCCACCCCUCCACAAUUUCAUGGGCACCGCCGCAUGGCACAAGGUGGAGAGUAUGAUCCGCUGCGUCGGGCUGUCCAAGCGCACCCAUCGCACAACGGCCGACGCCGACGGCGACGGCAUCCUCGCCCCGCCCAACUCUCCUGUCGGGCCCGUCCAGUAG